AUGGCCUCCAAACGCAAGCGCGGAGAUGACGUGGCCACGGCCGAUGUCGUCCACCGCCCUACCCCGGGAACCAAGUCGUUCCCUACGGGUAAAGCCGUGCGCGACGGACUUGCAACUGGCACAAGGCAAGGUGAGCUCAUCGUGACACCAUUCUCGUCACUCCCUCUCGCAAUUACGCAUCCUACGGUGCUCAUCCUCCAGCACUACCUGGAUACAUCCCCCACCGCCGAUGAAAUCUUCAAUGCUUGGAAGCUGGCCGACGAAAACGAGAAGCUCGCGGAGACCUCAGCCCUUCUCCUCUCAAUGGUCAUCCGCGUUCUCACUCCCCUUCCCUUCUUCCACGCCCAGCUCGUUGGCAUCGUGAACAAGCUCCUCAACUCGACCGAGCCGUACGCCGACCUCAUGGGCCGCCUGCUCCAGUCAAGCAAGCGCGAGCAUAUCCUCGCUGGUCUGGCUGUCGCCUCGGCUGCUGUCCACAUUGACGAGCCUGACGCGACCAACCUGCUCGGCGGCACUGCGCGUGGUCGUCUUGCUGGCAAGGUCUGGAGCUCGAUUGUCGAGGGUGGCAGCGUCAAGGGCUUUGGCCGCAUGCUCGGUAUGCGCCGUCGUAACAAGGAGGGCACAGUUGAGUAUGGCGACAAGGACCCCCUUGACCGUCCCGACAUCCGUCACCUCGCUAUCGACCUCAUCCUGCCCCUCCUUCCCACCACUGCCUUUCACGUCCACGCCAAGGCGAUCCUCUCCCACCUCUACAGCGGCCUCCAGGCUGACCCUGCCACCACUGUCUACCGUGUCCUUACAGCCAUGUGGGCGGCCAUCUCGGGCCCUCCUCCCGGUGUGGCUCGUCGUAUUGCCCUUGUCCUCCUGGACGAGAGUGCCAUUGACAACAUCGCCAAGGUCAUGGACCGCAACGUCGAGGAGCCGACCACUGGCCGUUCCGUCGGCGAGAUUGCCGAGGGCUUCCUCGAGGGCGUUACUGCCACCCACGGCCGCGGUAUCUGCUUCGAGGACGAGGGUUGGUACCCCCGCGAAGAAGAAGAGUCACAGGACCCCCGCAAGAAGAAGGGUCUGCACAACCGUAUCCUCUCCAACGUCGUCAAGCGCCUCGGCGCUCGUGUUGUCGAUGGUGAGGGCCGCGUUGGCGCCUGGGUGUUGAAGAUGUUCGAGGCGUGCCCCGAGCUUGUCGCUGGCUACUGGGCCCACUCUGCUCUGUCUCUGGAUCCUCGCCUUGACGCGCGCUGGAUCGCCACCAUGGCGUAUGUCGGCCGUGUCGUCUCGCUCCCUAUUCCAGACCGCAAGACCUUCAACCAGCCCGCUCCCCGUGGUGUCGACGCCGCGUCAAUGCUCCCUCGUGCUAUCCCUCCUGCGGUUGCCACUGUUGUCGAGUCAGUGCUCCCGUCACCUCUGACCAAGCACCACCUUUCCAAGGGUCUCCAGCAUAACAACGCCCUCGUCCAGCACGUUACUGCCCUGGCUCUCGCCCGCGGUCUCCAAAAGCUCGCGGCCGUCCAGGCCCUGUUCGCCGCUAUUGGAACCGAGGUCGACGAGGGUGCCGAUGGUGCGUGGGCGGCUCGCGCUCGCGAGCUCGAGAUUGAGUGUCGCCGCCGCGUGCCCGAGGUUCCUGUCAUUAUUGCCUUUGCCCAAAAGGCAGCGCAGCUCGCCCGCCCCACCGACGAAGAUGACGAGGUCGAGCCUGCUCUAGCCGCCCGUGGUGCCAUGCUCACUGAGGCUGCCCUCCGCCUCUUUGGCCUGUAUCACAAGACUCUUCCCUCGCUCGCCGGUGAGGCUCGUUUCGACAUCGGCAAGCUCCUCGUUUCGGCUUCGUCCGCGAACGCUGAGCGCCGCGCGCGCCGUGAGGCUCGUGAGGGUUCCGUCGUCUCGGACUCUGGCUCGGUGGGAUCGGUCGGUACCCUGGGUACCGUCGGUAUGGGUGGUGGUUUCGGUCACUCGCGUGGUGACGUCGAGGGCUUUGAGGCCCUUUCGCAGCUGCACGUUCUCCGCCUCCUCUCCGAGGUCCGCGACUGGACGUGGACAAACAAGGCCGCUGGCUCGCAGUUCACGUACCUGUACCACAUUCUGCAGCUGCACCUCAGCACGCGUAACGUGGUCACCCACGUCAUGACUACAACCCUCCUUCACCGUCUCCUUGGUCCCAGCCUGCUGUUUGAGCACGACGCCCUCGAGCUCCCCAUUUGGCUUGAGGCCUUCCCCUGUGUCUCGGACACGGUCAACGGACCCAUGUUUAUUGCUCAGCAGAUCCACCUCCUCUCGUUUGUUGACGAGUGCACCCGUCGUACCCUCAAGACCCCGCACCGUUACAUUGAGGAUGCCGCUACUGUUGUGCCGACCUUGUCCGCCCAGGCUGUCGCUUCCCCCUUGCUCCUCACCAUGGUCGAGCAGCUCCACGCCAAACUCCUCGGCAUGCACAUUGCCACCGAUGCCGCCGCCUCGGUCCUCAACUACCUCCGCCGUGUGCUCGUCAGUCUCCUUGGCAAGCAGGCCACUGCCGACUUUGUGCGCGAGAUCAUCACCCGUCUCCGUGCGACAAUUAAGGCCGCCCACGAGGCCGGCCAGCCUCGUCACGGUCUGAUGGAGAUUGUCUCUCUCAUGGACUCUGACCUUGCUGUCGUGUUUGAGGCUGGCAAGUUGGCCACUGUCGACCCCGAGACGCCCAAGCUUGUUGACGAGGCCGAUUGGAUCCAGCGCAGCUUUAUCCGCCAGGCCCUUGAAUCGUUCUCCACUGGAACUCUCGCACCUACCCUCGUCAUGCUCAUGAACACGGCUACCACGGACGAGGGUGCCCGUCAGGCUCAGUUCCUCGUCCACUUGCUCGCCGCCUCGAGGCCCAAGGACGACGUCCUCCGUCUCCUUGCUCUCGCUGUUGGCAAGGCUACCGAUGACACCCAGAGCCGUCGUCUCAAGACCGCCGUCUUCAACAACUCGGCCGUGCGCGACCUCUUCCUCACCUCUGCGGGCGACGACGUCCGCGAGCAGCUCACUGCCCUCGCUGCCACUCUCAAGGAGGCGACGUUUGACCGCGCCCUUGCCGAACACUACGCGCACACUGCUGUGGAGACCCUGGAGAACAAGAAGACGCCCGAUGCGCUGGCGUUUGCUGCUGUCGCUCCCUGGAUCCGUUUCCUUACCCCGGCCCAGGUUGACGCUUCGUUGAGCCGCACCCUCAAACGCGCCAAAAAGUCGUCGUCGACGCCUUCAGACGUCCUGGGCGCUCUUGUUCUUGCCGCCCGUGCCGAGAGUGUCUACCCCCACCUCUCGGCCCUCCUUGCGCGCGGCUGCUACCGCCCCGUCUCCACUCGCCUCCAGGCCGCUGUGGCCACCUCGCUGUCCCGCCGUCUCAACGUCGAGCUCACUGCCUCCAUUGUGUCUGACCUCAUCAAGGCCGACGAUGAUGCGCACGUCCUCCUCGCUCUCCUUGUCUCGCUUUCAUCUGAUGCCGCCAAGGUGUUUGCCGCCGAGCUCGAGAAGAACCCCGAGUGGCUCGAUGACGCCCGCGUUCUCCCCUCCCUUGUCGCUUCGCAGAGCCCCGUCUCGGCUGUGGCCACCAAGGCUGCUGCUGCUGCCCUCUCCAACGUGGUCCUCAGCGACGAGAUCCACACUGCGGCCGCCCAGCUGCUCGUCUCCGGCCAAGCCGACGACGUUAACGCGGCCCUCGGUGCCAUCCCUCUCGCAUCGUUCAACCUCCCGCUCGCCCGUGCCGCAUCCUCUCUCGCGGCCAGCGGAAACGCCGACGUCGGAUGGGCCGUCACGUCCCUCCUCAACCUCGGUCUGCAGUGGAGCACCCGCGUCUUUAGCUCGGACACCCCGCUGGCCGGCGACGAGCUUGCCACCCUUGCCGCGCUCAGCGCUGCCAUCAAGGACGGCGAGAGCAUCCGUGUCGAGCCCAACACCGCGUUUGCCGAGCCUGCCAUCACGGCCGCUGUCACUGACCGAUUGGACGUUGCCGAGGCCCUCGAGUUUGCCGCCAUCCUCGUGCAAAAGUCGAUGAUGAAGGCCGGUUUCGUGCGUGCUCAGCUCCAGCAGCUUGUGGCGUCCAAGCAGAUCACCAAGCUUGCCCUCCCGUCUGCCGAGCCCGAGCACCGUCUUGCCUUUAUCCGCCUGACACACGCCCUCUUCCUCGCGUCGACCUACGUUUCGUGCCAGCCCAAUUUUGUCGAGCCCCUCGUGCCGCUGUACCGCGGUACCCUGUCCCUCGCGGACCGCCUGCUCCUCCAGCUCUUCCAGGCCUUCGAAACCCAACGCAAGGUCUCCAUGACGUCCGUCCUCAAGCACUGGUCUCCCGGAGGUGGCGUCAGCUCGCGCGCUCUGGACGCCGUCACGUCCUUUGACGCCCAGCGCGUCUUUGGUACUUGCUGCGCGUUCCCCCUGCGCCGCUCGUUUGUCGCCGGUCCCGGCGACGCUGACGAGACCGAGGAUGUGUACGACCCCGUCUUUGUCCUUGGCCUCACUGCCGCCGCCCUCCAGGAGGAACUCUCGGGUCUUGACUUUGUCGAGAUUCUCCGUUCCAACGUCCUCGGCCUCGCCGUCUGCGCGCUCAGCAGCAGGGACAAGGGUAUGCGUGCCGUCGCUGGAUACGUUCUCUCGGCGGCACUGAACAAGAUGGCCACUGUGGGAUUCCACGAGAAGCUCCAGCUGGUGCACACGCUCGAGUUGCUCGCCCACGCCAUCCCGGCUCCCCAGAAGGAGGCCGCGCCUACGGGUGCCGACGCGUUCAACGUCGACCUGACGCCCAAGCAGCCCCGCGUCCCCACCCUCAUUGCCCUGUUCAUUGCCCACGCACUCCGCGCACUCGCCCACCCCGCGCACUUCCUUUACCCCAUUUCCAGCCGCUUCCUUCUCCAGCGCCCGACGCUCGACUCGGGAGACGUGCCCGCUCUCUACGGCAUGCUCUACGCCGCCGGCGACGGCUCGCGUCGCGAACGUACCUGGAUGGUCCGCCUGCUGCGCGACGGCGUGAAGAGCGACGCCGACUACCGUAUCCUUGCCCGCCGCAACACAUUCGCCCUCCUCGCCUCCCUCUUCCAGUCGAGCCAAGACGCCGUGUUCCGCCGCAACGUCCUGGGCGCCGUGACGUCCAUCGCCCGCGUCCCCGCCGGCGGCAGGGCCCUGCUGCGCAACUCGCUUGUGGCGUGGAUCGCCGCCCAGUGGGACGCGGCGCUCACGCGCCCGCAGACCGAGGAGGUGCGCGACCUCCUCUUGACUGUUCUCGAAGACGCGCUCGCAAGCGUGGGCGCCGACGAGGCCCAGCGGUGGGCCAAGGACGCGGCGCGCUUCGUCGCCGCCACGAGCGCUACGGCCGACGCGGCCCGUCUCGAGGUGUUGGCGCGCAUCGCCCUCCGCCUCGCCCCAGCUACUGUCGCAUCCCUCCCAGCGCUCGUCGCCAGGCUGGGCGCGCUUGGUGCCAGCAGCGAGGGCGCGCAGACCGCCGAGCUGCUCUUCCGCGCAUCGCUGUAUAUCCCGGACGGCCCCGUGUCCCCGGACAUGGCCGUGGCUGUUAAUGCGCUGGCCGCACGAGUGGCCGCCAUGGACGGCGGCGUGGGUGCUUGGGCACGCGCCGAGGCCCGCCGCGUCUAA
Apiotrichum porosum is the source of this 5592-nucleotide messenger RNA. RefSeq lists its product as uncharacterized. Gene Ontology annotation, biological process: maturation of 5.8S rRNA from tricistronic rRNA transcript (SSU-rRNA, 5.8S rRNA, LSU-rRNA); maturation of LSU-rRNA from tricistronic rRNA transcript (SSU-rRNA, 5.8S rRNA, LSU-rRNA). NCBI's taxonomy places the organism in Eukaryota, Fungi, Basidiomycota, Tremellomycetes, Trichosporonales, Trichosporonaceae. The record is from RefSeq and is a predicted model, not a curated record. Bases 1 to 5592 code for a protein of 1863 amino acids. The transcript is spliced from 3 exons. Gene Ontology annotation, cellular component: nucleolus.